Molecule: messenger RNA, 1368 nt
Organism: Fusarium musae
Lineage: Eukaryota; Fungi; Ascomycota; Sordariomycetes; Hypocreales; Nectriaceae
Exons: 4
Coding region: 1-1368 (455 amino acids)
Cellular component (GO): endoplasmic reticulum membrane
Molecular function (GO): phosphatidate cytidylyltransferase activity
Source: RefSeq, a predicted model, not a curated record
AUGGCUCGUCCAAAGAGAGGGGUUAGGUUCCCCAACCGCAACGGCUCUGAUGGACGAAGAUCAAGCUUCAGCAGCGAGGACGGUGGCUCUCCCACCAAGCUCAAGUCCCAAUCUUCGGGACAGUUGGAAACAGUGGACGAGAAGCAGCCCGCAGUUAGCGAAAAGCAAGCCGAGUACGAAAAGAAAAAGGCCAACUUCAUAACGCGCACUUUCUGGACCUUUGUCAUGUUUGCGCUCUUCUUCGCCGCGCUUUUCAUGGGUCACAUCUACAUCAUCUGCAUCAUCACUGCUGUCCAGAUCGUCUCCUUUAAGGAAGUCAUCGCCAUUGCCAAUGUUCCCAGCCGCGCCCGCUCCCUGCGAUCUACUAAGAGUCUCAACUGGUACUGGCUGGCGACCACCAUGUACUUCCUCUAUGGCGAGACGGUCAUCUACUACUUCAAGCAUAUCAUUCUGGUUGACAAGGUCCUGCUACCUUUAGCUACUCACCACCGCUUUAUCAGCUUCAUCCUCUAUGUUUUCGGCUUCGUUUUCUUUGUCACAUCUCUCCAGGCCGGGCACUACAAGUUCCAGUUCACCAACUUUGCCUGGACACACAUGGCUCUGUACCUCAUUGUGGUCCAGGCCCAUUUCAUCAUGAACAAUGUCUUUGAGGGCAUGAUCUGGUUCUUCCUGCCCGCCGCUCUGGUCAUCACCAACGAUAUCUUUGCUUACAUCUGCGGUAUCCUCUUCGGACGCACUCAACUCAUCAAGCUGUCUCCCAAGAAGACCGUCGAGGGUUUCGUCGGUGCUUGGAUCAUGACCAUUAUUUUCGCCAUGCUCCUCUCCAGCAUCAUGAUGCGAUCCAAGUACUUCAUCUGCCCUGUUAACGACUUGGGCGCCAACAUCUUCACUGGGCUUAAGUGUGAUCCCAAUCCGGUCUUCCUUCCCAAGACCUACGAGCUACCCGAGCUGUUCUUCCUCCCCGACACUGCGAAUUUCUCCGUUACUAUUGCUCCCAUGCAGAUCCAUGCCCUCAACUUGGCUACCUUUGCCUCUCUGAUCGCUCCCUUUGGCGGGUUCUUUGCUUCAGGUCUCAAGCGCACUUUCAAGAUCAAGGACUUUGGCGACUCUAUCCCCGGACAUGGAGGUAUCACUGACCGCAUGGACUGCCAGUUCAUCAUGGGUUUCUUCGCUUAUAUGUACUUCCACACCUUCAUUGCCAUCCACAAGGUCAGCCUUGGCAGUGUUCUGGAGACCGCAAUUACCAGCCUCAACCCUGAUGAGCAGCUCGAGCUCGUCAAGGGAAUGGGCCAUUAUCUCCGAAACCAAGGCAUCCUAGCUGAAGACGCUGUCACUUGUCUCGAUAAGCUCCUGCCAGUAAAUCAAUGA